GUUCGAGACAGAGAAACAUAGAGAGAGAGGGAUACAGUGUAACAGUUAAAGAUACAGUGUAACCUAGAGAGGGAUACAUUGUAGCAGACAUUGGUUACAGUGUAUUCAUUGCGCCUCGACAAUGAGAGAAUAGUCAUUGUAAAUAUGGGUGACUUUAUUUACCAGCAAGCUUUGAUUUUCUGAAAUUGUACCGUUUCUUCCUCGCUCUUCCACUCCUGUUUCAGCCUCCCGAUACUUUUCUAUCCCUCAUUCACAUCCCAGUGCUUUCUCUCUCUCUUCCUGAUGGAUCCAGCGUCUCCGUGUCCGAGCCGGGGCUCGGCUCCAGGCGCUGCCUGCCCUCUGUCUCCGGGUGGCGGUAGGGAUCCGGGAUCCUCUCCGCUGGCCUCCCGCUGCUGCUCCUCCUCCUCGCAGACUCCGGAGCUGAAACGCCAGGCGGUGAAGAGGCACCAUCACAAACACAACCUGAGGCACCGCUAUGAGUUCCGAGAAACCCUGGGCAAAGGCACUUACGGCAAAGUGAAAAAAGCAGUCGACAGAUCCGGCCGAGUGGUUGCCAUUAAGUCGAUUCGCAAAGACAAAAUCAAAGAUGAACAGGAUCUGGUCCACAUCCGGCGAGAGAUUGAGAUCAUGUCAUCGCUCAAUCACCCACACAUCAUCAAUAUCUAUGAAGUUUUUGAAAACAAGGAUAAAAUUGUGAUCAUUAUGGAGUAUGCAAGCAAAGGGGAUCUAUACGACUUCAUCAAUGAGAAGCAGAGUCUGACUGAACAAGAAGCUCGUCAUUUCUUCAGACAGAUUGUAUCUGCCAUACAUUACUGUCACAAGAAUGGGAUUGUGCACCGGGACCUGAAACUGGAGAACAUCCUGCUGGAUGCCGCCAGGAAUGUCAAGAUUGCUGAUUUCGGUCUCUCCAACUUGUACCACCAAGACCGAUUUUUGCAGACCUUUUGUGGCAGCCCCUUGUAUGCAUCACCAGAGAUUGUCAAUGGCCGUCCAUACAGGGGCCCCGAGGUUGACAGUUGGUCUUUGGGUGUACUACUCUACACCUUGGUUCAUGGCACGAUGCCUUUUGAUGGGCACGAUUACAGAAACCUUGUUAAACAAAUCACCAACGGAGAUUAUCGAGAGCCUACCAAACCUUCAGAUGCCUGUGGGCUGAUCCGUUGGCUACUGAUGGUGAACCCAGACCGCCGAGCUACCAUUGAAGAUGUUGCUAAUCACUGGUGGGUGAACUGGGGCUACAAGACCCCGGUCUGCGAGAUGGAGUCAGUGAAAGACUAUGAAAUGCCAGUGACCAUCACUUCCGACUGGCUGCAGCGGUCAUCUCGCAUUGUCUUUGAAAGUGGCUCGAAGGUCCGUUGCUUCUUUAAGCAGCACAGCUCGCCACUGGAGCGGCAGAGGUCCCUCAAGAAAUCAAAGAAAGAGAAUGACAUCUCGCAGUCGCUGCAGGAGGGGGGAGCUCCUGAAAGCCAGAGCAAGUCACUGCUGAAGAGGCCGAAAGGAAUCUUGAAGAAAAGGAACAAUUACGAACAUCGGUCACACAGCGCAGGCAAUGUCAAUCACCCUGUAUCUUUGGAGGAGACUGCCUUCAUUCCGAAAGACUCCAGCAUGUCAGCAGUGGAAGUCAACAGCCAACAGCCCAGUGCUGUGGCCCCUGCACCAAAGAAAGGAAUACUGAAGAAGCCUGCAAAAAGAGAAUCUGGUUAUUAUUCAUCACCAGAGCCAAGUGAGUCAGCAGACCUGCUAGACUUUGAAAACUCCCCAGUCUUUGAGGUGGGGAGCUUUGACGCCGGUCAUUCCAUUGGUGAUCGCUCCAAAGACACAACCAGCCGGCGCAAAGGCAUCCUCAAACGCAAUGGUAAGUUCUCCUCCAGCAGCACAGACUCUACAAUGGGAAGUCCCACCCUGAAGAGCUUGGGAUCCUUCAAUGAGUUGGCCUUUUCUGACAUCAGGCUUUCGUCGAAUUGGAGCUACCCAUCCAGCGCGGUGAGCGAAGACAGCAUCCUCUCCUCGGAAUCUUUCGACCGCCUGGACCUCCCUGAGGGCCGGCAGGAGCGCAGCCAGAUGCGGAGCUGCGUCUCCGCCGACGACCUGCUCCACCUGGAUGGAUCGGAGUCAGACUGCAGGCCGCGCCUUCGCAAGAUGAAGUGCUUCACAGAGUUGGGUGACAGCAACUUCUCUCUCAUGGACCUUGAUCAUGUGACUGAGGUCUACAAAAAGGCUGUGGCGAUUUGCAAUAAACUUGUCUGAGUGGCUCUGUUAAAUCUGUGCCUUAAUGAUGGUUCAUUAUAAAUGGUUGAUGUCAAAACCAAGUGCUGAGAGACGGAAGAUGAACAGGACAGACAAAUCAAGAUUCCAGAAUGCCUCUUCGAGAAAGAGGAAGAAGCAGAGAAUGUAGGACAAAUUUUGAGGGUACAGAAUGUGAGAAAAGGUUGCAGAAUGUAGAAUGGAGCCAAGACACAGUGCAAGGAGUCACUUGUUACUUCAUUAAUCUAAUGUUUCAUCUUCAAGAAUACAAGGACGUUGUGUAAUAUCGAGCGAGAUCCUGAAUGAAAAAACUCUAAUGGGUGACAGACCUGCACUAUGAACACUGAGAUAAAGAAAAUAGUGAUAGUGUGAAGCCGAUUGAUGUGUAAAAUAAGGGAUAAAGGUAGGAAAUAGUGGUAUGUGAAUAAGGAAAAGAUGAGAGAUCCUUUUAACCCCUCUGCCUCCCUCCCUACUCUGAGAAAAUGAAAAUGUACUGAUGAAUAGGGGGAGGCAGAGACUGGAGAACCUCUAUAACUUUCGAUUUAACAAGAAUCCGCCAUUCAGAUUGACCAUGCCAACAUUGGCUAAUGAAUCGCCAGCAAGUCCAUUCCAUGGUGCUCCAGACUGUUCAACCGUUGCCUGCAUCAUUGGUCAAAUAAUGAGUACAUUGUGCCCUAAUGUAACACAGCCUCUGUCAAAAAGGAGCAGUGCAUCCGAAAAUUGGGCAGUUGCACCAGACAGAACUGAGUUUACUAUUUAUGGGACAAACAUAUAUAUAUAUAUAAUAUAUAUAUAUUGCCUGUUAAUUUAUUUUGCCCCUCUGCCUCAGACUUUUUGGUUAUAUGUAAAUAAGUGAAUGCAGAAGAAGUUUAAUAUUAUAAUAGAAUUUUUUCUACUGCUCAAUUAAUAAUGAUUAUGACCAUAAUUCUGAGUACACUCUUUAAUUUGCAAUGGAACCAAGUUGAUUAGAGGAAGAGAAUAAUGUGUGUUACACUGUGGAAGAGCUGAUGCCAUUAUACACAUCAUUUGCUGUCUAAGUGCUUUGAGAUUACAAUCAGAAACUGAAAGUUCAUUUCUUCACUACCUAAAUAUAUCAUUCUAAGGUUGAUUGUUGCAAAUACUGCAUCAUCUCCAUAUCAUUCUUUAAGCAAGGUAUAUUUUUUAUGUACUAAUUCCUGAUGGUGUUGCAUGUCUUUCUGUAUGAAUGAAUGAAUGAAUGAAUGUAUGUAUUUAUGAGUGGUGACAACUUAUUUUGCUGAAUGAGUACUUGAAUCCUAUUUGGGAGUGCCCCAGACUCAGUGUAAUUAGUUAAAAUCCUUCAUGUCCCGUGAAGGCUAUGAAAUGGUCUGUCCUGUAAAUAUUUGCGAGGUGGUGGGUUUUUACAGGAGAAACAGGCAGGCGUUUGAAAAUGUGCCCAUUAAUAAGUGGGAACAAUUGGAUUUUUUUUUUACCAUGUGGGCUUUAAUCAGCGUUGACCAGCACAUGACUGUAGAAAGGGAAUGUUGAAAUCUGUCAAGAAUUGUUUUUUUUUUUGAAGGUUUGUGUAGUGGGGAAAUAUUGGUUUCAGAUUUAAUUUGCUGCUUGCAUUUGUAUACAGUGGGUAUAAUGUUAUCUAACAUGUUUAGUUACCAGAGAAGUGGCCAGGAUGGAAUUGUAUUGAACCCCAAUAAAUGGAUUUUCUGCUUGAUGGGAAUUGAGUGGAAGAUACAGCCUAAGUAGAGUUGGAUAGAAGAGUAUAGACUGAAGAUUGAAGAGUGAAACAAAUUGAAAUGAUAUCAACCUGAGCUGUUAUUUGGAAUGUAGGAAAACAAAUUGGCCCUCAUUCAGUUCAGUUAAGGCUGAUCCAUAUUUUAAUUCCAUUUAACCAUUACCUGUCUUGAUUCCAUAUCCUUGAUACUCCUUCUGAAGCAAACCUACAUCUAUCAACCUCUUCUGAAAUUUUCAAUUAUCUCCCAUCCCAAUUUUUUUUUGUUGGAGAGACUAUUCCAGCUAUCCAA
Chiloscyllium plagiosum (whitespotted bambooshark) is the source of this 4241-nucleotide messenger RNA. It is a transcript of the gene nuak2, whose product is annotated as NUAK family, SNF1-like kinase, 2. NCBI's taxonomy places the organism in Eukaryota, Metazoa, Chordata, Chondrichthyes, Orectolobiformes, Hemiscylliidae. Gene Ontology annotation, cellular component: cytoplasm. Gene Ontology annotation, molecular function: tau-protein kinase activity; ATP binding. The record is from RefSeq and is a predicted model, not a curated record. Gene Ontology annotation, biological process: protein phosphorylation; microtubule cytoskeleton organization; intracellular signal transduction.